AUGUCACAUAUUGUUAGGCAAGUUUACUAUGUUCCUUAUCCUUCAAUUGUGCCACGUAAACGAGGAUGGUGUGUUGUAAUCAAAACAAAACCAUUAGGUCAUACUGAAACUGGAAAUCUAGUGGAAGAUAUUGCUUACCAAGUUGAUAAAGUUGAACAAAUUAAUGAUGUGAUUGGAGUUGAACAAAUUACAACUUUGUCUAAUACAACGGUUGAGGGGCAUCAAGUUGAUGCGUCUAUAUUUUUGGUAGAAAAUAAUAUGGACAAAGAGCUUGAAGAGUUUGGAUCCGAGGACAAUAUCACAUCAGAUGAUGAGAAUGAUAUGGAUGAAGAGCAUGGAGAUUUUGAAUAA
Messenger RNA from Lathyrus sativus (Indian pea), 351 nucleotides. Lineage: Eukaryota; Viridiplantae; Streptophyta; Magnoliopsida; Fabales; Fabaceae. The record is from the annotation of a GenBank genome assembly.